AUGAACUUUCUGUUAAGAAAUCUCCCAGUAGGGACAAGUUUCUCAAGUUCGCAAGUUUCAAGAAAAGCGUGCCUUCCAAACGUGGCAGAGGUCCAACCAGGUCGCGGGCACGCCGCCUGCAGGGCGGUGCCUCCCCCCCUUCGCAGGCAGGCAGGCAGGCCCGCCCCGCCCCUCUCCACCAGGGCCCCUUUCUCCCGAGGGCACCCGCACGGGCCUUUAAAAACACGCGAAAAGGCGAGAGUUGCCCGGGGCCGCGCUUCCCCGCCGCAGCCCGACGCCGGGGCCCAGCCCAGAGCAGCGGCCCCGCGCCGGCCGGGCCUCCGCUGCGGGGGGGGGCCGGCAGGACUCCUGGAGGAAGGCCAGGGAGGCGGCUGGGGGCUUCCCGCCGCCGCCGCCGCCACGCCGCCUCAGCACGGGGGACGAGCACGCGCGGGAACCCUCCCCCACUGCGGCCAUUACAGGCCGCCCCCUCCCGCUGAAGCCCCCACGGCAACGGCGAGCACCCACCUGCCCCGCACCGCCGGCCAGCCGACGGAGGCGCCGGUGCUCUCCAUAACUCAUCCGGCGGGAAACAGUCCCGCUGAGUGGCGCUCUGCGAUUUUAGCGUGGCAGAGGACAGCGGUGCAUGUGACUUACGGCGCCUCGAUCCUUGUUUCCGCCCGGGAAGUUGUGGCGUUGGCACCGGUAGGAAGCGGAGCCGCCGCUGAGGCCCGACGCCGUUUCUAUGGCGACCAGCGGCGCUCCAGAGCUGUGCGGCUGCCGCCGGGAAAAUGUGUCCCUCCCUAUGCAAAAAUAGCCGUUAAAAAUAUUGAAGGGAAGCAAAGCCCUAGACAACUUCUAUUUGCCCAUUACAUUUGCCUGCAAUCAGCAAUGGAAUCAAGAAGGUCAAGACUUCAAGAUUGUUCUACACAUCAAACAAAAUCUGUUCAGAGCUGUGAUGGAGCAUCAGACAUAGACAGCCAGAAAUCAAGCAGUACAGACAAUUUCUGUCUUAUAUCACCAUCCAAGAGAAACAGAGCUGAAAAUGUUCCCAUAGGUCAACUAAGCUGCUGGAGGAGUGCUCUGAAAAGCUGAAUCUGAACAUGGCUGCACGAUGAGUGUUCUUGGCAGACGGCACUGAAACGCUAGAACCUAAAGACGUACCCCAUGAUGCCGACGUUUAUAUUUCAACUGGAGAGACCUUUUUAUAUCCAUUCAAAAAAA
Phalacrocorax carbo (great cormorant) is the source of this 1203-nucleotide messenger RNA. Lineage: Eukaryota; Metazoa; Chordata; Aves; Suliformes; Phalacrocoracidae. The record is from RefSeq and is a predicted model, not a curated record.